AGGGUGUCAUCCUGCUGCCAGCUGCACUAACUUUCCUGGGUCCUACAAGUGCACUUGCCCACCGGGUAUGCCCGGGUCAGGGUAUGAUUGCAUGGAUGUGGAUGAGUGUGUGGAGAAUUCAACCUGGCACCACAACUGCAGUCAACUUGCUUUGUGCAACAACACAGUAGGCUCCUAUAUCUGCCAUUGCCUGGAGGGAUACCAGGGUGAUGGCUUUAACUGUGCAGAUGUGGAUGAAUGUCUGCUACCUUCACGCUGUAGCAGCAAAAUGAUUUGCCAAAACACACCUGGAGCCUACACUUGUUCUUGCAUUCUGGGUAUGGUAUAUGAUUCUGGCACCUGUGUGAGUGAGAGUGAAUGUGUAAACAGCACCCAUGUGUGCAGUACACAUGCUGAGUGCAAUGCCAUACUGGGGUCAUACUACUGUUCCUGCAGAGAAGGCUUUUAUGGAAAUGGAAUGGAGUGCAGGGAUGUGGAUGAAUGCAGCUGGACAGGAAAGCGAACAUGCCCACAAUUUUCCUACUGCUUCAACACAGAAGGCUCUUACUACUGUGACUGCUGGAAAGGUUAUCAGAAUAAUGGGACACACUGCAAGGAUAUAAAUGAGUGUGAGAUAGGUAAUUUUACCUGUCCUGACAACAGCACCUGUAUCAAUAAAGAAGGGGGAUACUUUUGUCCAUGCAAUGAUGGCUUUGUUUCCAAAAACUCCCUAUGUUUGGACAUUGAUGAGUGUGCCACAAGACCAACACUGUGUCCUAACUCAUCUGAUUGCAAAAACACAGUUGGAUCCUAUUUCUGUGAGUGCUGGGAUGGGUACUUGGGUAAUGGAACACACUGUAGAGACAUAAAUGAAUGUGUGGAUAAAUCUCCAUGCCCAGAGCAUACUGCUUGUGUCAAUAUAGAGGGUGGAUUUCUCUGCCAGUGUGAGGUUGGGUUUUCCAGAAACAGCACAAACUCUUCCCACUGUAAAGAUAUUGAUGAAUGUUCAGAGACUGAUCUGCUGUGCACUAAAGGGACCUGCAUCAACACUGCUGGUUCAUUCUACUGUGUGUGUAAUGAAGGAUUUUGGAGCAAUGUGACAGAGUGCUUCGAUAUAGAUGAAUGCUUGGUAUCCCAGAAUGGUACAGUAUGCCAGGCUCACUCUACUUGUGUGAAUGUGCCAGGCUCUUAUGAGUGUAGGUGCCAUAUGGGUUUUCUGCUGAAUGGUUCAGUGUGUCAGGACAUUGAUGAAUGCAAGAAAAAUGCAAGUUUUUGCACUGAAAACUCACAGUGUGUAAACACUGAAGGCUCUUUUUCAUGCCCUUGUUUGUCUGGAUACAAAGCUCAGGGGCCAAACUGCACUGACAUUGAUGAGUGUAUGCUCACCAACUCCUGCCGUCAAGACCAGCUUUGCACAAAUUUGCAUGGUUCAUACCAAUGCUCUUGUGCCAUGGGGUACCAGGAGGAGAAUGGAACCUGCGCAGAUAUAGAUGAAUGCCAGAAUGCCACAGCAGUUUGUCACACUUUGGCUCGGUGCUGGAACAAUGUAGGGUCUUUCUCCUGCCACUGCCCCUUGGGUUACACUGGGGAUGGCACACAAUGCAAUGAUAUCGAUGAAUGUUCUUCCACCUCUCCAUGCCACAUACAAGGCAAAUGCAUCAAUACACCAGGAUCCUACAUGUGUGUGUGUUCUCCAGGUCUGUUAGCUCUUGGGCCACUCUGUGUAGACCUAAAUGAGUGUCAGCAGAAUCGAGGCGGGUGCCAUCCUUCUGCUAUAUGCCAAAACUCUAUAGCUGGUUUUCAAUGCCAGUGUGCUAAUGGCUGGGAUACGACAGCUCAGAAGGGAAGCGGUUCAUAUGGAUGCACUGACAGAAAUGAGUGUCUCUCAGCUACUGCUUGCUAUGGCAACACAAUCUGCACAAAUCUGAUUGGAUCCUUCAGUUGCACCUGCCCUGGUGAUAAUUCCAGCUGUCAACAGUCGACACAAAUUGAGAAUGUACUGUACCCUUUUGGACUGGAUGUUGGUGAUAUGAGGGUACCAAUUUCAACAGCAGAUGGACACUCUCCAUACAUUACUCCUCCUGUAGGGUUUUCAUUCAUGGGCAAGGUCUAUGAGAGAUUAUUUUUUUCAGACAAUGGCCUGGUUCAGUUCCAGACGGUUGACACGAAUGAGAAACCCCUUCUUCCUGUUCCAUUCCCUAAAGGAUUUAGUGGCAAUGAAAGCAAGGCCAUGUUAGCUGUUUUCUGGGAUGAUGCUGACCUUACCUUAGGAAAUGGAAAAUUAUACUACAAGGAAUAUUAUCAGUUGAACAUGACAGAUGUGUACUCGCAAAUAGUCUUCAACCGGACAUGUGCAGAUGUGACUCAGUUUGAGUUAAGAAGAGGGAAACCUGCAUUCACUCCCACAUGGAUUCUGAAAAUUACAUGGGACCAUGUCCUGCCCAUCUCCUACCAGAAAAUCAACUUGUCUGAGACAAAUACAUUCCAAGCAAUCUUGACCACGGAUGGUAUUCGUUCUUUUGCCUUACUUCGUUACGGCAACAUGAGCUGGGGGCCCGGACAGAGGAUUUACCAUGAUGCUCUGAUAGGCUACACUGAUGGCACCAGCACCUUCUACAAUGAGAGUCCCAGCCCAACUAGCAAUCCGUUUGGCCCAGGUGGUCGUUAUCGACCCCAGAGCAUUGUGGGCAACACAGGCCAGUUGGGGCAGCUUCUGUAUGACCUGACUGGAGAUACAGUGAUCAGAUCAGAUCCUCAGAAAAAGUGCCAAAUCUGGGCUCUGAAAGAGCCAGAUCCUAAAGAGUGGAUACUAGAGCUGGCACUAUGCCCUUGUACACGUGCUCAGGCACUUGACAAUGUGGCAUUUGGUCCUGAGACGUUACCACUGAAGAAUGCCACAUAUGUACAGAAUCUGCGGGGUCUUCGUUGGGGUGGAACUGCAAGUCAAGUGUUUCAGUCAAUACUCUUCAACAAGCAAAAUGCAGGAAAGAGGUGUGUGUAUCAUCCUCAAGGCUCUCUUCUGGCUGGCUACAGCGAACGAUACUUUACGAGUGACAAGAUACAAGAGCAUGUUGAUAUGGAUCUCAUGCCCUUUCAGUGGUGCUGUGUCCAGUCUUCCUUUUGCCAUCUUUACCUGGCUAAGAGACCACUAGACCGAUGUCAGGGCUAUGGCUGGACUCAUACAGACCCCAGCAUUCCAGAAAGAACAGGAGCACCUGGCCUUGGUUUGGCAUAUGGAAGCCUCCACUUUGUUACAUUUGAUGGAACUAACUACACCUUCAAAGCCAUAGGAGUGUUUGUAAUUGUGCGUCUGUCCUCCGGUAAAGGCUCCAAUGUCUUCACUCUGCAGGGAGAGACAGGAGUGCUACAGAUUAAUGGGCAGCCCGGACAAGUGCCAGCUUUAGUGCGCUUAGCUGCAUACCAUCAGGCAUUUGGCAAGGUGGAAUGGCGGAGCUCUGUGUCUGAAGAGAAGCUCAUUGUACUAAUCAAUGAUGUGGAGUUUCCUGUGUUUGCAGGUGUAGUACAUUCUGUACAACAAGGCUUUGCAUUGCGCUGUCCCACAGUGCAGCACUGUGCUACUAUCUAUGAAGGAGGACUGAAUGUGGCUGUGUGGAUGGGAGACGCCAGGAGACUCGCUACUCUGGUGGAGGUCCCACAGAACUUUUACAACCGCACCGUGGGCCUUCUGGGCCUCUGGAGCGCCAACACUUCCGAUGACUUCCUCCUCUCCAAUGGAUACUGGCUGUCCUCACCUGACAACAACCCACCUUCUGAGAACAGACUCCUGCUCUUUGGACAGUCAUGGGCUGUUCCUCUUCCAGAGAGUCUCCUAUUCACCACUUCUCCCUUAACACCCUUUCAGCCUGUAAGCACAGAGCUAUUGAUGGCAUCAGUUAGCCCAGACGCACUGUCCAGACUUCAGGAGACAUGCAAGGGCAGCAUGCAAUGUGUGCAUGACAUUCUAGCCACAAAUAACACUGAUCUGGGUUUACAGAGUCUGCAGGAUCAAAAGCAAUUCUAUAAGUUUGCGGUUUCCUUUGGUAAUAUACCACCCGUUUUGAGUGAACCUACGGUGAUCCGCUGUAAGGUGAACACUACAAUAAGAGUGCAGUUUGUAGCACAGGAUGCUAACAGAGACUCAGUCAGCUUCUCCCUGCUCUAUCCACGUCCACCUUUGGCCUCCAUAGGAAAAGAUGAUGGAGUUUUAGUGUGGACUCCAUUAAAUAUUCAACCCGUGCUGCUCACUGUGCAGGUGAGCGACCAUAUGUCCAGCUCUCUGCUUAUCCCCAUUCUGCAGCUGUGCAGCUGUCUGAAUGGAGGAACUUGCCAGUACCAGAGUGUGGCAGAGAACCACUUACAGGGAAAAUUCCAGGUUGUAGGGUGUCUAUGCCCACCAGGUUUUGCUGGACAAUACUGUGGAAAUAGAACUAAUGUAUGUAAAGGUCAGCCUUGCUUCCCUGGAGUGGACUGCUACAGUCAGACAGAUGGGGACAGUUUUAGCUGUGGAAAAUGUCCAUCCACCACUGUAUCUAAUGGCAAAGGAGGUUACAAAUGCUUUGAGAAUGACUUCUGCCUUCCUCCUUUUCGUUUUCCCUGUCACGAGAUGGCAGACUGCUACAGUACUGGCUAUAACUACACAUGCCUCUGUAAGGCUGGCUUUUCUGGUGAUGGGCAUGAUUGCACAGAUAUAGAUGAGUGUCAGAACCCUGAAACCUGCCCGAAUGCAAAGUUUGAGUGUGUGAACACACCUGGCUCAGUGUACUGCUCCUGCCGCUAUCAGAGCUCUGUGGAUUCCAAUGACUGUGGUGAUUCUCCAAAUCCUACAGGUUGGAAUAUUUUUAAUGUCUCAGUCACCUGGAGCAGUCAAAAGUCUAGACAAGAGCAACAAAAACAGCUGGAGCAAAUCCUUUCGAUGGGUUUCCAAAAUAAAUUCUACAGCACAAUAUCCCAGCCGAACUCAGGAUCAGAGGAAGGGAAUGAGCACAGAAUCAAUGUGUCUAGUGACACUCCUCAUUGGUACGUCAUGGACUACCUGAGCCGAGUCGGUCACUACUACGGCAUCAGAUCAGCUUAUGUAGGAGACCUAGAUGAGUGCCACACCAACAAGACACUGUGUACACAUCCAACCGUGUGCUACAACACUUACGGAGGCUACAGAUGUGUGUGUAAUGGCACUGAUAUGAACAAUGCACAAUCUUGCAUUUUAGAAAGGGAUGGUCUUAAUAAAUCAACUGGCAUAUAUGCUACAACAUGGGAAGAUAGUAAGGCCCUGAUUCUUGGUUUGGUCCUGGGCAUUGGUAUCCCUCUCCUCCUCCUUCUGCUGCUGGCAGUUCUGGCCUGCUUCUGCUGCUGUAACAGGAAAACCGUGACUGGAGAAAUUCCUCACUUACUGCCGGAAUAUGUACAGGAGCAUUUCAGCUCUCAUUUCAACUACAGCAACCCUGCCCUGCACUACAAAAGCCACAACAGCCAACGUAUACUUGACAACAUCACACCCAGAAACAAAAGUUAUAAUCCAGCUUGUCCCACUUAUGACAACUGCUCUCAUGACUGCAGUUGUAUGCAUGCUGAAGAAAAGAAGAUCAAUAUAUAAAAGAAAACGUGUAUCAAAUAUUAACGAUUGCUUUUUUUUAACAGUGCACUUUGAUCAAAUGUAAAAGAUAUUAAUUACACAUGCAGGCAUGUAUGGAUGAACUACAAGGUGUGUUCAUUGACCACUCAUUUUAUUUCAUUUAAUUCAUGAAGUUAUUACAUUGCAUUAAUGUUUUCAUAUAAUUUCUAUGCACUCUGUCCAGAGCAUAUAUGCAAUUAUCAGUCAUUUCAGCAUGUUUGUUUGUAUUGAUGAAUAAACCUGGAAAACAAGAUGACUUGUAAUGGAAGUAAAAGGGCAAU
Tachysurus fulvidraco (yellow catfish) is the source of this 5871-nucleotide messenger RNA. Its product is annotated as mucin-like protein. Gene Ontology annotation, molecular function: calcium ion binding. The coding region runs from base 68 to 5572 and encodes 1834 amino acids. The transcript is spliced from 21 exons. Lineage: Eukaryota; Metazoa; Chordata; Actinopteri; Siluriformes; Bagridae. The record is from RefSeq and is a predicted model, not a curated record. Gene Ontology annotation, biological process: cell-matrix adhesion.